AUGGAAAAAUUAAUCGAUCAGAUUUACUGUAAAAAAUCUGAGUAUGACUUAGCCAAAACAUUGUCCAGUCAAGCAACUCAUGUAGCACGGAGAUUAAUAACUGGUGUUUUUAAACCUUCCGGUUAUUUAACCGCUACUUACACUGGCCAAGCUCCACGCGCUCAUAAAUCAGAGAAACCAGAAUUGCAAAUAAAACCGCUCAAUGAAAUUGCGCGAAAUGAAAUAGUUGAUUUUGCUUUACAACUGGCUACUAAUAAGGGAUGGAAAACUAGAAAGGGAGUUCCUCAUACUAGAAGCGAAAUUGAAAGAGCCAUGUCUCAAAGAGUUGGCGAAUUAAAGCGGAGUCAUGAACUCGAGAAGAAAAAUAAUAAAAACCCGACUGGAUAA
Molecule: messenger RNA, 387 nt
Organism: Cotesia congregata
Lineage: Eukaryota; Metazoa; Arthropoda; Insecta; Hymenoptera; Braconidae
Source: the annotation of a GenBank genome assembly